AUGUCGUCCACAACCGACGCGGAUGGCACUGAGGAUGUCAACGACUUCCUUUUGCGCAUCCGCGAAUUAGGAGAGAAGCGCGAUAAAGAGGACGAGGAACGCACAAAGAAGUUGGAGGAGGAAAUUCUGCAGGGUCGGAAGGAAAGACAGGCUCGGAGAGCUGAGCGGGCACGGUCGAUUUCCCCCACGAAAGAUUCACCUAUAUUAGAUCCCGCUCGGUUGAGCAUGUCUUCUUUCAGCCAGCGAGCGAUUGACCCCCCGGAACACCUCGAGCCUACCCCUCACACCCCGGGGCAUGACACUGGCAACGGGGCUGAUUCGGUUCGAGAUGACGCAUCGAUAUCCACCGACAAUGGCCGGAGGGGGUCGACUCUGACGGCAAACGAUGGAGAGACGGCUUCCAGACCUAUCUCACCUUUCCGGAGCAGAGCCGGCACUCUCUCCUGGCAACAAAGACCCACGUCUCGGGAUAGCAGCAGGCCUUUCUUCUCCGCAUCGCCCUCGCGUGAGAGCCGCUUUAGAGCCAUGUCCACAACGUCUAAUGAUGAUCAUGGGGUAUCUAGGAGCCCAUUCGCGUCUUCUCCUUCUUUCAAGGACGUACCGUGGUCCCGCCACACAGAAGGAGGGAGCCCGUCUCCGACCCGCGCAAAGCAGGUAGAGGAAGACUCACUGCACCCUCUGCACCCUGAUACUGCCGUCAAGGAGUCGGAGGCGAACCAGGAGCACACCACAGAGUCGGCGAAGGAAGCAGAAAAUAACGAGCUCGUGGAAGAGCGCUCGCGGUCUCCGUCAAGGGCAAGCUCGACGUUUGCAGAAAGUAGUUUGGGUAAUCGGUAUUCGAGCAUAUCUUCUGUGUCGACGGCCACUGGGCUUGGCUCUCCUUUGCCUCUGACGAGCGCACAAAAACUCGAGCCGCGAAAGACGGAGGACGGCGCAGAUGACCAGAUAACAUCACCCCCCUCGCCUAGGCGUUUGUCUCCCGAGCGUUCUACGUCUCCUACCAAGGGGCUCGGUGGAUUCGUGCAGAGUGCCAUGAUGAAGCGAUCAGAUAGCGUGUCUAAACGCUGGAGCGCUCAACUGCCGUCGGGGCUUAGUCGAGGUAAUUCAAUCUCUAGCAACCGCAACAGCUUCGCUGCUCCUUCCGGCAGUGAUGUUUUCUCCACUGCGCCUUCAUACAGAAUGAGCAGGGAUGGUGCAAGUCUUUCGCCCUCGCGGCCGACCUCUAGCCAUCGACCCGGUUCCAGCCACAGGCCUGGUUCUAGCCACAGACCCGGGUCUAGCCAUAGCGAAGCGACUGUCGUUCAUCCGGUCAAAGAUGGCGAACGACCGGCUACACCUCCCGUUCCGGGCAGCAGUGGUGCGCGGCUAGAUGAAGAGAACCGCAGACCCUCUCUGAGUCUGCAUACACGGUCUACCAGCACCGUUGAGAAAAGCACGGAUUCCGGCUCGUUACCACCAUCAAGCCCGUCAGUUUCGAGAACGAUGGAUCCCAAGAGAUGGAGCCCGACCAAAGCUUCCUGGCUCGAGAGUGCUUUGAACCGCGAUGAAUCACCUAGGCAUAAGCGACAGCCCUCUCAACAGGCUUCUUGGGUCAAAGAUCGGCAAUCAAGAGGUAGCGUUGACUUGGGUCGAAUCGCAAGCUUCAAAGAGGUUACACCCGUGGGUCUUAUGCGGACUACUGCACCUGGUGGUCACUCGAAGACCUCCAGUAUCACCGGCAUCCCCGAUAUAUUUUCCAAUCAAGAUGCUGGGAAGACAAAGGAAGCAGAACCCGAAACCGCCGUACAAGGUGCAGAUACUCAGGAUAGCGCUUUACCACCUGCAGAGAAGACCGAAGAUGCCUCUCCUUCGAAAGAGGAGUCGCCUACCAAAACAGAGGCGGAGCCCGAGAAAACGGAAGAUGGAGCUACUAAACACAAGCGUACGCCGUCUAACCUGAGCCCGAUAACCAAGACCACUAUCGAUGCGCCCCUGGCAUCCCCUCGUGACCCGCUGUUGAAUCGGCCCAAGCCUCUGUCUCCUGUGAUAGAUUUCAGAGCCAACCUUCGACGCAGGGAAGUGGUCAAGGAUGAGUCACCCAGGGAGGAACCGGAAUUCAAGAAUAUCUUUGGAAGGCUGAAGAAAGCAGAGUCCUCAAAACACGUGCCGCCGGACGAAUUGAAAGAGAAUAUUCUCAAAGGCAAGGCAGCUCUGAACUCCUCGGGCGGACCAAAGAAGUCGCAGAAAGUGGAUGAAUUGAAAGACAGCAUCCUGAAGCAGAAAGAAGCAAUCAAAGCCAGUGGGGGCUCGCUGAGACGUAAUACUGCGGGGGAGAAGGAUGCUCCUGGCAAAUUUGUACCUGAAGCAAUUGCAAUGCGGAACAAUUUGACCAAGUCCAGCAGUAUCAAAAGCAAUCUUUCAGCAGCCGAUUCUUCGUCACCGCUUUCGCCGCUCUCGCCUAGAGAGCCGGGCACACCAAAAAGCACGCAUGGCUUCCAGGUUGCAUCGCCACUGUCCCCUGCCGGCGCUGAGCCCCUCGAAAAGUUCCAAGGCUCGCCAAUCGCUCCAGAACCACCCAAGCCGGGCGUUGAUGAUACUGCCGAGGAGGCCGCUCAGCCAAAAUUGCCGGAACCAGAGAGAGAAUGCGGACAUGAGAAGACAGACGGGGCAGAGGUGAACGCUGAAGAGGUAAAGGAGGAGGGCAUCAAUCCGGUGCGUUCUCUGCCACCGGGGGAUUUGAUGCAGGCUACAAGUGCACCUGCUGAGACCGAGGGUCCUGCUGCUAAAAGUAAACUCGCAGGCCGAUUAAACCCUGCCUUAGCGGGCCUUUUGUCCCGUGGCCCGCCCGCACCGAUCAACGGGUCCAUGAAAGGUCCUUCAUUCGGCAGUGCUGGGGGAAGCAGCUCAGGAGUGGAAGGUUCUCAAGCUGGCGCACUCACUCAUUUGACCAAGGGUCGAGCUAGAGGGCCAAAGAGACGCCUGCCCCAGGGUACUACACCGGAAGGUACGAACUCACUCUUUGAUGAAAGCAAUCAUGUACCAGAGUCUCCGCCAACACCUUUGGAUGCACAGAGACCAGAAUCGAUGUACUCGGAGACGGAGGAGGAAAGUGAUGCACCGGAUAUGCCAGCACAUGUGGAUGUAGAGAAAGCCGAAGACAUGCCAUUGCAUACGGAGACGACACAUGCUUUAGAGCCAUUGACAUACAUGGAAGAAAAGACCCCCGAACCUGCGAGUCCAGUCCACGAGGCUAUCACGCAUGCACCAGAGCUUCCGGAAAUUGUGGGAAAGCCAGAAUCUGAGCCCCUGAGCCCACUGCACAAGGAAAAUACUAAUACCCCAGAGCUGUCGUCACCCAUUGAUGAGGAACCCCAACCUGAUAGCCCAGUGAAAGAGGAAAUGAACUAUGCACCCGAACGUUCAGCGCCUGUCCAUAACGAUGAACCCGAGCCUACCACGGAAUUCCAGGAAGAGACACACGAUGCACCUGUGCUCUCAGCAUCCAAGAUUGAGGAACCUCGACCUGCUAGCCCAGUCAAUGAGGAAGAGAACCAUGCACCCAUGGUUUCAGCGCCUAUUGAUAAGGAUGAACGUGGACCUGCGAGUCUACUCCAGGCAGAAGCUCACGAUGUUCCAGCGCUCUCAGCACCCAAGAUUGAGGAACCUCAACCUGUCAGCCCAGUCCAGAAAGAGAACGAUGCACCCAUGGUUUCAGCGCCUAUUGAUAAGGAUGAAUGUGGGCCUGCGAGCCCACUCCGGGCAGAAGUCCACGAUGUUCCAGUGCUCUCAGCACCAGCCGAUAAAACCGAAACCGUGCCUGCGAGCCCGAUCCGCGUGGAGGUGAACGAUAUACCAGUGGUCUCAGACGAACUUGAGCCCGCAAGCCCACUGCAGGAGGCAGUCCUCGACACACCAGCGGUAAAGGAUGAACCUGAGCCUGCCAGCCCGAUUCGAGAAGAAAUGAAUGAUGUACCGGUGGUUUCAGCGCCUGUUGAUAAUGGUCUACCUGAGCCUGCGAGCCCACUCCAGGAAGAAGUCCACAAUGCAUCGGUAGUUUCCGACCCAGUGGAUAACGAUAAACCUGAACCCGUGAGCCCGAUACACGAAGUCAAUCCGGCGCCAAAGCUCUCGGCGCCCCUGGAAAAGGAAGCCACACCUGCCUACCCAACCUACGAGGAGAACAGUGAUGCACUAGUGCCCCCAGCACUUAUGAGUAAGAAGAAGUCUGAACCUGCAAGCCCAAUCCAGGAGGAAAUCAAUGGUGCACCGGUUGCCUCAGCGUCUUUUUGUAAAGAUGAACCUGAGCUUGUGAGCCCAGUCCAGGAAGAAGUUCACACUGCACCGGUGCUCAAUGCACCUGCAGGUAUGAGUGGUCUUGAUGCUACGAGCCCGAACCAAGAUAAAGCCAAUGGAGCGCCAGAUCUCUCGACUCUUCUGGAAAAUGAAGAGGCCAAGCCUGCGAUCCCAGUCCGAGAAGGGAUCAUUCAUGAACCUGAGCAUUUAGCUUUUGCGGAUGGCGAGAAAUCUGAGGCUACAAACCUAGCUCUCGAGAGCCCUGACGCCUCAGGACUGCCAGGACAGGCGGAAGAGGCAACACUCGAAGUUACAAGCCCGAUCUUGGAAAGGAAAACUUAUGUACCACCGUCACCGGUCCAUAUGGAUACCAUAGAGACUGAAGCUACAAGCCCGGUUUACGACGAGACUGAUGAGGCCCAGGAGAUGUCGGCCAGUGAGGACGAGAAUAGGCCUUCAUCGUCAAUAGUUGGGGUGGACGAGCCCCCGUCGGCCUCUUUGGAUGCGCACGUUCCCGAGCCCAUGGUUUCUGCCGCAGAAGAGAAGAAUGGUGUUCUGAGCCCCCCUUCGCCAAAAGCAGAAGAACCCCAAACCAGAAGUCCAGCUCCUGAGGCGGGUGAUGCAGUACCGAACUCUCCAUCAGACCUUUCGGUUGCACACGAGCCAGCACCUGCAUGCCCAACCUCGGUCCACAACAUUGGUACUGUGAAGUCUCCAUCAUUGGAUGCAGAGUUCGAGCUUCCCAACUCCACGUCAGAAGUACCUGAGGCGAUCCCGAAAUCUCCAGCAUCUACUUUGGACGCACAGAGGUCAGAAGCACCCGUCUCACCCAUUGGCAGUCCUGCGGGAGCCUCCGGCGGCUGGCCCCUUCCUAAUACUGAAGUCAAAUCCAAUGACGAACCGCAAGCGAGCCCGAGUCAGCUUGACACGCCAGCAACAAGCAAGCCGACUGAAUUCAAGAGGAGCAUCCCUCGUUUGAUAGAGAGAGAGACCCCGCAGAAGCCCGAUGAUACGAGCCCUAAACCCUCAACAGUGUUGGACCAGACUGCUACCAAUAUCCGAGAGAAUGCCAGCGCAUACUUCAAGAGUAUACGAAGCUCACUCUCGGCAAAGCCUCCUUUGCCACCGAAAACAGCCCCACUGCCAGCAACACCUGUUUCGAACCAGACACGGGCUUCGCCAACUCACUUUUCUUCACCCUCUCCUUCGCCUUUGAGGGCAAGCUUCAGGGAUAACCAGAGUUAUACUCAUCCAACACAACAGAGGUCCGCGUCCUCACUCUUUUCCACCAUAGGUUCACGCAACUCGUCGCCACGGGAUAAAGCUUUGCCUUCUCCUCCGGUUCCUCCUAAGGGGUCCAGGGCCUCUGUUGACCGCUUCUCCUCGAGAUCUUCAACCUCUCUUGUACCUCAGGCCGAUGAAUCUUGGGAAGCCAUAUCUGAUUUCUUCAAGACCUUCCCGAAAUCGAGCGACCGUGUCAACAUUGAUACGCAGUUGAUGCUAGCAGAUAAGAGCGACAAUGCCAAGAUCAGGACUUUGAAGAGACAGUUGUGGGAGAUUACAGGAGAUGGAAAGAAGCAGGAUCUUCCUGUCAACCAGGAAUACAUCUUGUAUGAAGGAAGCAUGUACCUCUGCGUGCAUCUUUUUGAGGCUGAUGGCACUGUACGCUCUGAAGUGCACCUCUGGUGUGGUGAUGAUGUCCCCGACUCCGCAGUCGAUGAUGCGCAGGCUUUCUCUCGCAAAGUCGCCAAGGAUAAUGGGUCCAAGCUGGAGAUUAUCAAGCAGGGCAAGGAACCCGCUCGGUUCAUUCAAGCUUUGGGGGGCAUUCUCAUUACUCGCCGCGGCUUGAGUUCUCGCUCUAGCUCCUCCGCCAUCUUCAUGCUCUGCGGGCGCAAGCAUUUGGGUCAGAUGGUCUUCGAUGAAGUCAGCUUCUCGCCAAGCAAUCUGAGCUCCGGCUACCCCUUUGUGAUCUCUGCGAUGUUCGGCAAGCUCUUUCUCUGGAAGGGCAAGGGCAGCUCCGCCGAAGAGAUUGGUGCUGCGCGCCUGAUUGGCAUGGACCUUGGGCUAACCGGUGAAUUUGAGGAAGUGGCUGAGGGUGAGGAGCCAGAGAGCUUUUUCGAAGUCUUCCCCCACUGGGAACGAGAGACAGGUGAUACCAGCACCGACUACUGGCGUGUGAAACCUAACCACGAGCGAUAUCGGUCGCGGCUUUUCCGUAUCGACCACGAGCUCGGCCAACGUUCAGGGUUCUGGCUGCGUCGCUCAGGCUCGCCUUCUCCGGUUAUCCGGCCCAAUGACACUGUCCAGGAAAUCGAGCCAUUCUGCCUCAAGGACAUUACUGCCAAGGGAGUCUAUGUUCUUGAUACCUUUUUCGAGAUCUAUGUGAUCGUGGGCGACCAAGCUUCCAACCGACCCGCCGAGUUCGCAUCUGCGGUAGUCCUUGCGCACGAAUAUGGCAUUCUCACCGCAUCGCUUCAAGACCGACCCUUCAUCCCGAAGAGCUUUGUCGCCCUCGGAGGAGUUCCGGAGUCUUGCAGCACUGCGUUCCGAAAGUGGAUCCCGGGCUAUCCUUCGCAACGCCUUCCCCAGGUGUUUCCCCUCAAUGCGGCUAUCGAAGCGAUUCGGUCCGCUUAA
This is a messenger RNA of Aspergillus piperis CBS 112811, 6906 nucleotides long. Its product is annotated as putative gelsolin repeat protein. Lineage: Eukaryota; Fungi; Ascomycota; Eurotiomycetes; Eurotiales; Aspergillaceae. Bases 1 to 6906 code for a protein of 2301 amino acids. The record is from RefSeq and is a predicted model, not a curated record. The transcript has 3 exons. Gene Ontology annotation, molecular function: phosphatidylinositol-4,5-bisphosphate binding; actin filament binding. Gene Ontology annotation, biological process: barbed-end actin filament capping; actin filament severing.